This is a messenger RNA of Zea mays, 1326 nucleotides long. RefSeq lists its product as uncharacterized. NCBI's taxonomy places the organism in Eukaryota, Viridiplantae, Streptophyta, Magnoliopsida, Poales, Poaceae. The coding region runs from base 563 to 1219 and encodes 218 amino acids. The record is from RefSeq and is marked predicted. The transcript has a single exon.
GAAAUACUAUAUUCUACAAAAUAGAACUAGUUCGAAUAUAUUCGGCAACUAAACUCCUCGAAGCAUACCUCGCCUUACUGGUAUUUCUAACUUAAUCGUAUACACGUAUGUAGCAUCUUAUUUUACGAUCAUAGUAAAAAUAGCGAAUCGGCUCACCACAUCACAACUUGAUUUGGUAGUUGCCUGAACGACGACGGCCUUCAGCUGAAAUCCUUGAUCGAACAUCUGGCGAGCGUGACCGACGAGCUAAGGCUGAGGCAAAGCUUGAUGACGAUAUCGUGUUUGAAGCGAGCUGGUGAGGUGGAGUUUGAGUAGAGGACGACGUGUUUGACGACUCGACAGCAAAUGAUGCGACGAAGAGCUGGGCAGGAUCCGAGCUAAUAGGUACAGUAUGAGACAACGACCAACACGACAGAUGAACUAAGUCGCAGCGAGGUCGACGACGAGAUAGGGAUUAAGGCCGAGCGAGCCGAGAGGGCGCGCAACGAGCAGGAAAAAGACUCGACGCGGGAGUUUGACGCGCACGUGAAGCUAUCACCAGCGACAACACAACGAUGGCGAUAUGACCGAACCUGAAUCGGCGCGGGCCAAACACCGGACAACCAUGGCAGCGACUUGGGCGAGAUCUAAACUAGAGCAGCAGCACACCGGCAAGCAUGGACGGCUGGCGAACUCCGGUUUAGGCGAAUGGAACGCGACAACGGGAGAUGGUGCGCGCGUAGGGACUCGACGACGGACAGCGGCCAUGUAUGACAUGCCGCGCGGACGGGCGAGCGGUACACGAACUGGACAGAACCGGGCGAGCGGUACACGAACUGGACAGAACCGAGCGCGCAGGCUCCACGGCGAACCAAGAAACCGGCUACGCGCAGGGAGCAGAGGACCUCACGCGCAAAGCGAGCAGCAAGACGACGACGCGCAGGAACACGGCAAGCAGGGAUCAGGGGCCAGCUCGGCACGGCAAAGGACUCGGCUGAGCUCGUGCAACAGGGAGCAGGGCGCGGUCAGGAAGAUGGAGAUAGGCGGCCGAGCGCCAUGGGAGUUUGGGGAAGGAGCGAGUCGAGGGGACAGAGAAGACGCGUGGGGAAGCCACUCGGCGGAGCGCGCGUCAGGGACUCGACGGCGGUCAUGGACGGAGCUCUGCUCGGGUUCAGGCGAGAUUCGAGCUGGGGGCCAAGGACGCGACUGGGGAGAAGACAGACUGGACAGCGGGAUCUAAUCCCAGACUAGAGCGGCGGCUUGAGAUAUCCAAGCACUUGAGCGGCGGGAGGGAAAAAUCUGGGGAGGAGAAGAUGAGCUCGCGGCAGGAAGUAUCACGGCUGGAGA